GGUUGUUCCAACAAGUCCGAUACAGUCAUGAUAUAACAAUAUUGUUACAACCUUGUGUCGUCAACCUUGUAACAUUCUUGUUAUAUCGUGAUUGUAUCAGACUUGUUAGAACAACCUUGUAACAAGUCUGAUAAUGCCAUCAAGCUUGUUACAAGUUGUUAACAGCUUGUUCCAAACUUGUUACAACAACUGGGAACAAGCAGUGCGAACACAACUUGUUGACAGCUUGUGAACAGAUUUGUAACAACUUGUCUGCAGACCUGUAACAACUUGUGCGUUUUUACGUGUGUAGGUCGCACCCCCCUGCAACCCCACGCCCUCCCCGCGAGAUUUCCCUUCCUAACUACAGGUAGCCACCUUAAUGACGCUAUUCUGCGCCGUUUCACUUCCGACUUGUCUCGAUAAUCCAUCUUUAUUUUGACAGCUUGCUUUCCUAAAAACAGCGCUUUAUUUCAACAAGAACUCUUUGAAUUUUGACCGAAACUUUGGCAAGAAACCAUGGACAUCGUUGGUUUUGUCUGGGCGCCAGAUUCGACGCAUGGCUUUCGUCUAGGACGAGUUGUCGACCUCGGAGCGGACACGAUUUCGGUGGAGCCACUCGACUCCAGAGGCUCGGUAUGCUAUUGUUUUUCCUGUUCUUUUUAUAAAACGUCCUAACUUUAUAAAGUUGUGACAACUUCUUGAUAAAGUUGUUGCAAUUUGAGGCCGAAUUCUGUUCGUUUUGUCGCCAUAUACUCUAUGUAAACAGUUAUAUUUUAAUAUUUAAGUUUGUUCAACUCGUGUUCCUGGCUGUUAAUAGUAUUUUACAAAUUCUUUUAAACUUGUUUAUAUUAAAAUAUUUCAGGCAAUUUCAGCACCGUAUGAACGCGUUUUUCCCGCCGAGAAAGACAACGAUAAAGAUGUAGAGGACAACUGUGAGUUUGCCUUAAAUAUUGUCGUUUUGAGUUGA
Paramuricea clavata is the source of this 949-nucleotide messenger RNA. The record is from the annotation of a GenBank genome assembly. NCBI's taxonomy places the organism in Eukaryota, Metazoa, Cnidaria, Anthozoa, Malacalcyonacea, Plexauridae.